ACAUUUUUAUGUGUACCUUUUUUGUGAAAACUGAUCUCAGAACCAGCUGACGUUAGAUGUUCUCAUCGACCAAUUAGCUGCAAAAAAACCUUAGUGCUAGUGCUAAGCAUUAAAAGUAAGAUAUCGUCCCACAAUAAAGUUGUUUUUCUUGUAUCUAAGUGUUGUGUAGCAAUUUUUUUGUAUCCUAAAUCAAAAAUAAAGUGUUUUGGUGCUAAUCAUGUCUAGCGAAAAGUUCGAUUUACAAAAAGUGCAUCGAAGCUUUCGACAAUGUUUGGUAGGAGAGAUCGACGUGUCUAUCGACGCUUAUCUCGAGGCCUUCAGAGAACUGUACAAGUUCUUCUCGCUGAUGGGCACCGUUUUUGGUUUCGUCAGUAGUGACGUGAAGGAGAAGGUCGAAAUAUUGCAAAAGUUGCGAACGCAAAAGGAAAAUCCGGAAAAAUUUGAAACCAUCCAGACCAUGAUGGAGUUCGAACGGGAUGCGAACCUGUUGGACAAAAAAGACUACGUUUCGGGCAGUCGAACGUUGCUGCGGUUACAUCGUGGACUAGACUUCAUCUACGUCUUCCUGAAGCGGCUAGGCGAGCUGACCGAAGGGGACGCCAAGACGAACACUAUCUGCCAGACAUCUUACAAUGAAACGCUAGCCCAGUUCCACCCGUGGCUCAUUCGGAAAGGGGCCGUCGUUGCCAUGUACGCACUGCCAACGAGGGAUCAACUGCUGGAGAAGGUAUGCGUGGAUGCGAGUGGAGCGAUUGCCCUACUGCCCGAGAUGCUAGCCGUCGGCCGGCAGGUGUACGAUCGAACCCAGGCUCUGUACACCAAGUUCGAUAUGCACGGACUGCCGUAAUGAUACUGGUUGAUACUCUGUGGCGUUUUACCAAGGGACGUGGGAUUAUUGGUGUUUUAGGUUCAAAUUGUAGAAACAUUUGUGAUAGUUCUAGUAUUUUUCUUUUCUCUGUUGUAAAUUGAUUUCCUGUAAAGUUUUUAAGCAAUUAGUGUGAAUUGUAUUUUAAUUUUUAUGUUCUUUUGAUUAAAGAAUUGCAUUGGAUGCUGCUCAAUCUAAAAUUGUGUCGCUCAGAAAAGUCUUUGCUACAAUUUUUCUACUUCAUAGACUAUCCAACUUACUGAACAUAUUUUAAUAAAAUUUUAUCCCAAAAAAAGUAAACAAAGAGACCAUAAUAUAAGUAUAGAAUUACUUAAAUUUCUAGUAUCACGGCGUAGUUUUAGAAGUUUGUUUUUUAACUUUUUUCAAAUUAUAAAAUGUUCGGUCCCUUCUUUUCACGAAUCACAAAUAGCUAAGUAAUGUUAGAAAAAGACAUUCACUUAAAAGACACUUAAGCAGGUAUUAGACGAAGCAAACAUUUGCUGUUUUUGGUACGAAUUUUAUUUGCACAAAAUAAAAUCCGUACCAAAAAUAGCAAAUAUUUGCUUCGUCUAAUACCUGCUUUAGAUUAUCAUUUUAUUGACAAUGUAAUUUCAAUGUAACAAAUAUUUUUUAUUGUGGAGCAAACGGCAAUCACACAAGGGUACUACAAAAGAAUACAUAUAAAAAAACACACUGUGUCUAUGUAAAAAAAAAACGCUUACGCUUGAAGUGAAUAAAAACGACAUUGACAAUAGUUCAAACUA
Messenger RNA from Wyeomyia smithii (pitcher-plant mosquito), 1629 nucleotides. RefSeq names its product ceramide-1-phosphate transfer protein. Gene Ontology annotation, molecular function: ceramide 1-phosphate binding; ceramide 1-phosphate transfer activity. Gene Ontology annotation, cellular component: cytoplasm; cytosol; membrane. The transcript has 3 exons. The coding region runs from base 218 to 847 and encodes 209 amino acids. The record is from RefSeq and is a predicted model, not a curated record. Gene Ontology annotation, biological process: intermembrane lipid transfer; ceramide transport. Lineage: Eukaryota; Metazoa; Arthropoda; Insecta; Diptera; Culicidae.